Trematomus bernacchii (emerald rockcod) is the source of this 1548-nucleotide messenger RNA. It is a transcript of the gene acaa2, whose product is annotated as acetyl-CoA acyltransferase 2. Bases 131 to 1321 code for a protein of 396 amino acids. NCBI's taxonomy places the organism in Eukaryota, Metazoa, Chordata, Actinopteri, Perciformes, Nototheniidae. The record is from RefSeq and is a predicted model, not a curated record. Gene Ontology annotation, molecular function: acetyl-CoA C-acetyltransferase activity. The transcript is spliced from 10 exons. Gene Ontology annotation, biological process: fatty acid beta-oxidation.
CCCACUAUUUAGGGGAAAGGUCGCUUUGCAGUGUUGUAUUCUGCACGGACUGAUAUUCAUUCGGUGCAGAGAAAGAAUAUAUCAGCCCACGAGUUUUAUCCUGACACUGCUGGCUUGUUGAUUCUGCAUCAUGGCUCUUCUACGAGGUGUAUUUGUUGUGGGGGCCAAGCGCACUCCGUUCGGUGCCUAUGGUGGCGUGCUGAAGGAUCACAGUGCGACAGACUUGGCUGAGCACGCAGCUAAAGCCGCCCUCGCUGCAGGGGGCGUGGCACCAGAACUUGUAAACAGUGUCAUCGUGGGAAAUGUCAUGCAGAGCUCAGCUGAUGCAGCCUACAUUGCACGUCAUGUGGGUCUGAGGUGUGGGGUGCCCAUCCCAGUGCCUGCUCUCACUGUGAACAGACUGUGUGGAUCUGGUUUCCAGUCAAUCAUCAACGGCACUCAAGAGAUUUGCCUCAGGGAGUCAGAGGUGGUCCUGUGCGGAGGCUCAGAGAGUAUGAGUCAGGCCCCGUACGCUGUGCGCAACAUACGAUUUGGUACAAAGUUUGGAUUCGAUCUCAAGCUAGAGGACACCUUGUGGGCGGGUCUGACUGACCUGCAUAUCAAAAUCCCAAUGGGCAUCACAGCAGAAAACCUGGCAGAGAAAUACCAGAUCACACGAGAAGAAGUUGACAACUAUGCAUACCAGUCACAACAAAAGUGGAAGGCUGCUCAUGAGGCGGGUUACUACACAGCAGAAAUUGCUCCCAUUGAUGUGAAAGCUAGGAAGGGAAAGGUGUCCAUGGCUCAGGAUGAACACCCUCGUCCACAGACAACACUUGAACAGAUGGCCAAACUGGCUCCCGUCUUCAAGAAGGGAGGGACUGUAACCGCUGCCAACGCUUCGGGUGUAUCUGAUGGUGCUGCUGCUGUGGUGAUUGCAAGUGAAGAUGCACUAAAGGAACACAAGCUCACUCCACUGGCCAGGAUUGUGUCCUAUCAUGUGUCAGGCUGUGACCCAAGCAUUAUGGGAAUUGGUCCCGUUCCAGCAAUCACAGAAGCUCUUAAAAAAGCCGGCCUGACUCUCAAUGACAUGGAUCUUGUGGAGGUGAACGAGGCUUUUGGCGCUCAGUACCUGGCUGUUGCUAAGGCUCUCGGACUGGAUCCAGCAAAAACCAACGUUAACGGUGGAGCUAUUGCCAUUGGGCAUCCUCUUGGUGCCUCUGGAGCACGUAUCACUGCCCACCUGGUUCAUGAGCUCAGGCGACGAGGAGGCAAGUACGCCGUUGGUUCUGCCUGCAUCGGUGGAGGUCAAGGCAUCGCCAUCAUCCUGGAAAAGUACUGAACGAAGCAGCUGCCAGUAUCAGAGGAAUGCUGUAGAAGAAUGUCUUUUACCACCGUCCACUCAAAUAUAAUAAAACGCAGUUGACACAUGCUUAAAAUAAAUCUAAAAAUAUUACAUUAGAUACUGUGAAAUGGCAAAUGUUAACACGAGGCACUGCUGCACAGCUUUUACAAUGGAACACAAAGAUCUAAGCAUUAUAACUCCUUACGUUCUAUUUAUACAAAAAA